CCGCUGUCAGUAUGGAGGCAGUCCAGUACUCCAAGGGAUGGUAUGCGAUCAUUGGGAUGUAACCUCGUCUGUCCUCGUCUGUCGAUGCACUCUGUGUCCUUCUUUCCCCGAAAACCUCACCUCACUGAUCACAGGAUCGCAUCACAUGACGGGAAGCAAGGUCCAGUUGUAAAGGAAGGAAGGCGAGGCGCGGCGCAAGGGAAUUGAAGGCCGUAAAUUCUGAAUUAUGAAGGUCAGAUGGAUCGGUCUGAUUAUUCUUACUGUGGCGUUGUGGAGCACAUCCACAGCUUUUCAGUCAGAUGAGCUUCCUGAAGAUGAAGAUGAGUGGAUAGUGCCGGCAAGAGGACCACCAGCGCCAGCAGCCCCAGCCCCAGCGGGAGCAGCACCAGCGGUGAAGAUCCCUACAUCUGCUAGUCGAGUUCCUUCUGGUGCCGAUAAGAAAGUGCAGUUUACGCUCGAGCAUUCUUUUGGUGGAUCUGAAUUCAAGUCUGCUGGAGUGUUCACUGCCCGUGUUCGUGAGUCAGUCAAAGGUGGUCAGACCCUUCUCAAGUUCCGACUUUCAAGAAACUCAUUCACCAGCGAAGAGAAGUACUUGUUUCAGACUCUACUCGACAAUGAUGACUUCUACAGCGUUCGUGUUCCAGCCAAUGUAAUCAGCCCAGGAGAAGAGUUUGCUCUUACUUCUGUCAAAGCUCGCUGUCUUGCGUUAAGUAAUUUUCAAGAGCGCUUCGAUUUUCACGUGGACCAGGGCCAGGUCAUUGGAGUCACGUAUGGUUCUGCUGUCAGUUGCCCCUACCCUCGACCACUACAAACUCCUUCACAGUGGUCGUUUGACUCAUUGAUCGUUGUGAAGAGCAGUGAGCAGGCCUUAAGGUCUCUUACAAAUAUUGAUGCUUUUGAGGCUACUGGAGAUGAAGUUGCCGAGGAUGGAACGCUGGUGAAGAAGAUACCUGAAAAGUCUUUCUGGGCCAAAUAUUGGAUGUACAUACUCCCCAUUGGACUCAUUGUCCUCAACGCUAUUUCUCAAGUUGCUAAUAUAGCUGAAGAGGGAGCACCAGGACAAGGGCCACCCGGUGCUGCGCCACAACGUUUGGCUCCUGGAGGAGCUGGACCUAGAAGACGGUGAUGAUAUCCUACUUUUGGUUCAUAUUUUUCCAUCAGGGAGGUUCUUUAGAAUUGUAGAUGAUUUUCGGAUGAAAGAUGAGGUUCAACCAUAUAUACCAGCCCCUCAGUUCUCGAUUCCUGACGUACACUCUGCAGAAUUGUAUACUUCUUGAACGUGCUUCUUGCAUAUCUUAUGGCCUUCAGAUUCUCGGAUAGUUUCGUUACCUUCUGCCUGAGGCGGCUAUGUUGUCUUUUGACAUAUUGAAGGUUUAGGGUUUGGGAACUAAUUUCGUAUGAGAUUUGGAAGAAAUCCCACUGCCUGGCAGCCAUAAGAAAACACGAAACUGUUAUUUGACAGGAAAGCAUGUGGUAGCAAUUAUAGACCCAGCAAGGAGUAGUCUCAAGAUCAUAGUUAUCCAGUUUACCAGCAAAGAGUCGUUCCAGGAGAAAGAGGCUUUUUUGCGUUCAUGAUAAAGAAAUAUAGGUUUGGUAAGAUCUUCUACAGGCGUUUUGUUCUUACACGGGUUGAUCCCUUGCUGAGUGUAUGAUUUUUUCUAACGUCCCAAACAGGGCUCAUAUAUUUGAAUUGCAGCCUCUCUACGCUCGACCAUUACGUCUCCCGUUUGUCAUAUGCUGUAAUCUGAGUCGAUUGUAGACGCUAAUCGUGCAAAUGUAUCAUUCAGUUUCUUCCCGUGUUCGUAAUCACUACUUUGGCUCUCUCGAUGACGCCUUGUUUAAAAGUUGAGGCGUUGUGAUCUAUGUCUCAAAGCGUCACCACUGCAGUUGAACACCACUUUCUUCCCGACUACUAACUACAUUUUUUC
Messenger RNA from Marchantia polymorpha subsp. ruderalis, 1928 nucleotides. NCBI's taxonomy places the organism in Eukaryota, Viridiplantae, Streptophyta, Marchantiopsida, Marchantiales, Marchantiaceae. The record is from the annotation of a GenBank genome assembly.